CACCAUAUGGUUGGCAUUUCUCUUUUCUGCAAAAAAGAAAGAGGAAUGAGAGAUGUAAAUCCCUUAUCACAGUGUCAGCUUUGAUGAACUGCGUAUCACAGGCUAUUGUGUCUUGAGUAGUAACAUAAUAUUUCAUCUCUUUUGUAAGGUUUCAGAAUCUGAGACUGAUUGCGGAGCUGAGGCAAACCAUCAUCACUGUUCUGUUUCUUUUAGGUAAAGGUGUGCAGGUUUUAUCAUACGAACAAGACAUGAAGCAGAAGGUUGUGUUGGGAGGAUGUCUAGUGUAAAUAGUGAUGGUUCUUUGGUUCUCUCUUUCACUGUGAUUUUUGUGACCACACUGUUUGUGUUCAGGUCAAAAAAGAGCCAGUCAAGCUAUUUCUUUCUCACCAUACCCCACAAGAAAGUGAAAUAACACAUCUUAUGUCUCCCUGAGAUUCCUUUCUUUAUUUCAAAACAUUUACCUCUCUCCUCACAUCCUCUCAAGCCUUCACCUUUCUCUGUGUUAUACUCCCAAUUCCCAUGACAGUUGGUGGGGACACUUGUGUUUUUCUUUAUCAGAUUCUUAUUUGCUUGAACAAAGUACUAGAAGCAAAACAAAAUUAAAAAAGAUAAAGAGAGAAAAAAGAAAAUCCCUUGAAUAAAGAAGUAGUAGCAAGAAUCUCUCUGCCCCUCACUCUCCUCUCCUACCUUCCAUCACUUUAAAGGUGCAGCCUACUCUUGAUUAUUUUCUUUUCUUAGAUGAAGACAAUCAUGUCAAAGAGUUUUCAAGACUUGUCCUCUAAGAGGCAGUUCCACUGGACAGCUAAAGUCAGCAAUGAAGAAGAAGACCAACAAGAACAAGAAGAAGAAGUAACAUCAAAAGAUCCAUCUCCAAAGCACUCAGAAGGGAAAGCAGAGAAUAUAAAGGUACAUUCUUUCAAGAAUCCUGAAGUCUCAAACACCAAGUCAUCAACUUUAAACACCAUCCAUGAAAACAAGGCAGAGGACAACAACAACCAGUUAAAGCAAGAAUCUUCUUCAGCAACUAGGAGGAAGCUGCAAACUAUAGCAGUAACCAGGCUAAAAUCUGUCCUAACGGCGUUCGGGCGAAACAGGUCUAACUUCCAACAAGGCCUUGGAACCAGAGUUGUAGGCACCCUUUUUGGGCACAGGCGUGGACAUGUGCAUUUUGCAUUUCAAAAAGAUUCCAGCUCACAGCCAGCCUUUUUAAUUGAGCUAGCCACACCUAUAAGUGGAUUAGUCCGAGAAAUGGCGUCCGGGUUGGUCCGAAUCGCCUUGGAAUGCGAUAAGGAGGAAGAAAAAAAAGUGUCUAGACUCAUAGAUGAGCCUGUGUGGAGGACUUACUGUAAUGGUAAAAAAUGUGGCUUUGCAACAAGAAGAGAAAUUGGGGCAAAAGAAGUGCAGAUUCUUAAAGCUGUGGAGCCAAUAUCAAUGGGUGCUGGUGUUUUGCCAGGGAAUGGAGAAGAAGAAAGUGCUGAUUCUGGUGAGAUUAUGUAUAUGAGGGCUAAAUUUGAGAGAGUUAUUGGAUCAAGAGAUUCAGAGGCAUUCUACAUGAUGAAUCCUGAUAGUAAUGGAGCUCCUGAACUUAGCAUUUAUUUGCUAAGAGUUUAAGGUUUAUCAACCAAAACUUAUUAGAAUAUUAGAUGAAGUCCUUUUCUUUCCUCUUCUCUCUUGAAGAGUUUAACUGAAUAUAUUAAUCUUUUCUUGAUCCAUGGACAUGGAGAUCUAGCAAUGUUCUAUGUUUUUGUUUUCUUUUUUCUUUUUUUUGUCUUUUAUUUUGGACAACAAUGGGUUACUGUAAUCUUUUUUUCUCUUUCUUGGGUGGAAUGGAAAAUAUAUGUUACCUAUAAA
This is a messenger RNA of Solanum dulcamara, 1851 nucleotides long. RefSeq names its product protein MIZU-KUSSEI 1. The record is from RefSeq and is a predicted model, not a curated record. NCBI's taxonomy places the organism in Eukaryota, Viridiplantae, Streptophyta, Magnoliopsida, Solanales, Solanaceae. Bases 739 to 1611 code for a protein of 290 amino acids. Gene Ontology annotation, biological process: hydrotropism. The transcript has a single exon.